GUGCUGUAAAAGCUUAAAUCUAUGCUGGUAAUAUAAUUUUCAGUAAAACAACAGUCUGGUUUUGUAGCUUUCCAUAAACAAGCCAGAUCUUUGCACAUUAUUUGAUAAAGUUUGAAGAUUUAAAGGUCCUUUAUUCCCUGAAACAGAUUGUUGUGAAGAUGUCAAAAUGUUAUUACUUCAUCAAAAACUUACCUGGAGUUGUGUUUUGUUUCAUUCACACGUUUGAGUAGUCGAGCAUUAUUGAUCUGUCUACAUCUCUCAAACUUAAAAUGCUCUUUUCCACCUUCUGCUGCUGGUAGUUUUCAGUAGAGAUUGGCUAUUCCAGGGCUGAAAUUAUCCAAAAUGAUUCUAGUAAAGGUGUUUGGAGUUUAAAAACAGAGCAUUUCUGUAUCACCGCGUGACAUCACAAGGUGGAAUAGAGUGUUUUCUGUUAGAGAGAAAAACUGAAACAGCCUAAACAUGCAGGGUUUGUGUGUUAACAUGUGUAAAUGAAACAAAACACAGCCUCAAGUAUUUUUUUAAUGAUGAAACAACAUGAAAACUAAGGCUGGGUAUCAUUAAGAAGUUGCCGAUACGAUACAUACCUCGAUACAUUGCAUUUUCGAUUCGAUACGAUAUAUUUCAAAUCAAUGUGACACAGUUCAAUAAUAAAUAAUAGCUAAAUCAUGGCUGUGAUUCUAAAAGUCUUUGUUAAACCACUUUUUGUGCAAAGUUAAUAUGAAACACAAACAUUUUAAUCAUCAAAACAGUGAAAAUAUUGCAAAUGUGUCGCAUAAACGAGUUUUCUUCCACUAAAAAAGCAACAAAACUGUAGCGCUGUACCAAAAUAAUUCAGUAAAAUAUACCAAAAAACACUCUUGGCGAUAUAUCGAUACAACAGCCCACGAUAUCAAUACUGUAUCAUCACAUAAAACGAUACGAUAAAUCGAUAUUUCAAUAUUUUUGCACAUUCCUAAUUAUAACAGUGUAAUAUGGGCACUUUAAAGAUGCAACAAUUGAAGAAUAUCCACGUUGUUGUUGCGUCCUUGGGCAAGACACUUCAGAGAGAGGCCAGUGGCGCAAAACGGCAGCCACAUCUUACGCGACUCUUCCAAAGUAUGACAAGAAGCGUAUGAAAUGCACACGUUUUUAAUUUGGCCCCCAAAAAAAAAAAAAAUAAAUAAACACGGGGGGGAUGCACGGGGUGAGCUGCUUGUGCAGAGAGCCUGGCUUCGUAGCUCUCCACUUGGGCGCUGCUGCUCGCCUCCUCGCUGCGGGUUGGAGAGGCUUCGGGCUUCGCUUCGGCUCCACAACCCAACCCCAACUUGACUGGAGCGAAAAACAUGGCUGCGGCCGAGCGUGCUGCAAAUUUACGGAAGUGAGGUGCCGGGUCGUGCCGCAGAGACACAGCUCCAGGAUGUGGAGGCAGUAGCAGCGCCGUAUUAUGGCCGCGUCCAGAUCCUCGCGUGUCACCAGGUCAUCCGUGGGGCUCAAUGGACUGGACGAAAACUUCUGUGGCCGAACGCUCAGGAACCGAAGCAUCGCUCAGCCGGAGGAGAGUACCGUGUCUCCUCCUCCUCCGCGGGCCCGAUCGCCUAAGAAGAGACAGGACAAACAAGAGGGCAAAUCCGAUGCCAAAACGCAAGAGGAGAGCAAGCCGGAAGCCAGAUCGGACGCUAAGCCGGACAUUGAGCGAGAGGCGGAGGAGUCGGAUAAAGUAGCGGACUCGAAUAGCUCCUCUGAGGGGGAGCAGUGGAGCGCGUCGAGAAAACGGGGCGCAACGUGUUUGGAGAAAGAUAGCGAUACGAAUAAUAAAUCUGAGAACUGUGAAAAAGCUGCGAGUCGCGAAAAUUCUCCGCAGAUCAAAAGGGCCAGAAGGUCCUCGCGAUCGGCCGACACUCAGGGACACGAAGAGGAGCAGACGGUCCCGAAAGCGAAAGAAAAUAUAUCGGAAACAAACGCAGAUAGCAACGGCGAGGAUUUGAGUAUUUCUGAUAGUAGUAAAGAGAUAAUUAAAGAGAUAGAAGAGGAGGAGACACGGGAUGGAGAAGUGGAGUGUGACGGGGCGAAUUCUUACAAAGCCUCGAAUGGACUUAAAAACCAGGACGAAACCAGCACGGAGUCGAGCACGAACUGUUUGCUCAAUGGCGCCCAAUCUAGUGGCGAGACGGCAACAUCGACAGCGCCCUCUCCUGACCGCUCUGUGCCUUGUUCCAAUUCAAACGUGGGAAGCCAAAAUCAAAUCGAGGAGUUUAUCGUAGCAAAAGAGCAAGAGGUGUCGGAAGUGGAGGAAGUGGACGUUCUGAGCGACCAUUUGUGCUUGGCGAGAGAGGAGCAGGUAGUCGAAAGCAAUGGGCAGACGAGCUUAACGCCACCGAGGCAGGACGUUUCCUCUCCCAUUAUGAACAAUAGCCCAAUUAUUAACCAUAGCAACUCAGGUGAAGCCACGCCCAAUCCUUCUCCCCCUCCGGAACCCAUCGAGUGCAACUCUACUUUUUCGGAGCUAUACGAACACAGGUACACGCUGCGGACUCCACCCAAAAAAGCAGCGACAAAUGGGGGGAAAGUGUCGCCAAGUUUGCCCUCGUGUCCCUCUCCUCCUCCCGUUAUAGACAAUGGGCCAACUACAGAGAUAAGGGAAGAAGGAGAGGUGGUGGUCGAGGAUGUCCCAAUGGCGGAAAAUACUGAAGAAAUCUGUGAACUCGGGGCGUCCGAAGAGACACAAGACGGCAUGAGCGGUGGGGAGCCUACGGAGGAUUUAACCACCAAACAGGAGACGUGUAGUACAGAGGAGCUCAUGUUGAAAACUACUGCUGCUGCUGCUGCUGCCGCCGCCGCUGCUGUUGCUGCUGAGGACGAGGAGUACGAGGAGGAGGAGGAGCCGGAUGUCUACUACUUUGAGUCCGACCACCUGGCUCUCAAACAUAACAAAGAUUACCAGAGGCUGCUGCAGACCAUCGGGGUCCUGGAGGCUCAGAGGACUCAGGCCAUUGUGGACCUGGAGACUCUGUCCAGACACCAGAGAGACGCACUGCACGACCCCAUCAGCUUUGUGGAGCAGCUGCAAAAACAGGUGAAUCUUGGCCUCCCGUGCCCGCAGAGGGUGGUGCAGCUGCCGGAUAUCUCGUGGGAACAGUACACUUCAGGUUUAGGAGAUUUUGAGAGAGAGUUCUGUGACAAGAAACGAAAAACCAGAAGACUCAAGCUAAUAUUUGACAAAGGUUUACCUCUACGCCCCAAAAGUCCCGUUGAGCCCAAAAAAGAGGGCGAGUGCUCCAGCAUGUAUUCAUCCUUACCCACGAGUGACGGUCCAGAGAACAGCAGGCAGACUCAGAUGAUCAGGGGGAGAAUCUGUCACCCAAAUAAACCUGAUACGUUUAACCAGCUCUGGACCGUGGAGGAGCAGAAGAAACUGGAGCAGCUCUUGAUGAAGUUUCCCCCGGAGGAAGUGGAGUCCAGGAGGUGGCAGAAGAUCGCGGACGAGCUCGGCAAUCGCACAGCUAAACAGGUUGCCAGCAGAGUCCAGAAGUAUUUCAUCAAACUGACAAAAGCCGGUAUCCCAGUCCCCGGAAGAAUCCCCAACCUCUGCAUGUACACUAAGAAGGCGUCCACUAAGAGGCAGCACCACCUCAACAAACACCUGUACAGACCGUCGACCUUCAUGACUUCAUAUGAGCCUCCGGUUUAUAUGGACGAAGAAGACGAGAGGGCGUCGUACUACGGCAGUGCCCAGGACCCGGCAGCGGAGGAGUCGGAUGAGGAGGUGCCACUGGAGCUGAGGAGUUUGCCCGAGUACAAAGAGCUUCUGGAGCUGAAGAGGUUAAAGAAACAAAAACUACAGGAAAUCCAGGAAGACAAGACCAACGUCAGGCACAUCGGCUUCAAGUGUGACGUGUGUGGCACAGAGCCCAUCCAGGGGGUGAGGUGGCACUGUCAGGACUGUCCCCAAGACAACUCUGUGGACUUCUGCUCCAACUGCUCAGACUGUUUGUACAAGACGGACACUCACAAACCCUCGCACCACUUGGAGCCCGUGUACAGACCUGAGACUUUUCUGGACCGGGACUACUGCCUCCCCCCGAGCGCCGCGGGAUACAACUACCUGGACCCCAACUAUUUCCCCGCCAACAGAUGACAGCGCCCGUAACAAAGACAACCCGAACAACGCGCGCUCUCUCUACCACUAGACACAGAAACCGACCCACUGGCCAAUCUGCGCAUGGCUUCAAACUCCACCAAGUCCACGAUAAAACCGGGACUCAGGUCAAGAACCUGCCAGAACCAGCACUACAACAGGACCGGGGCAAGACGGAGAGAGUGAGAGAGAGUGACGGAGAGGAGGUCCGGUCCGGUUCAACGUUCGGAAACUGGCCCCACGUGACCUAAGCGCCGGGCGGCCGUUUUGGAUCAACAUUUUUAAAAGAAGGCACACAACAUUCCUGAGCGUUGUGACUCCGGGAGGGCACCUGGCAUACUGUUCCCCAUAGUGUCAUACUAUUCUUAUUAUUACCUCCCUUUGCUGCUUUCAAAAAACGGGGGAUUCGUGAAGUACAGCGCCACCCGAUGGAACGCAGAGAAGUCCCGACCAGACGUGGACUGUGAAGCUAAAGAGAAAAAAAAACGCCGGUUCUACCUGUAAUGUUAAUGGUCCCUGUGUUUUUGAUGCCAGAGUGAAAAAUGUCCUAGCUAGGUAUCCGUACAAUGAGUAUUUAUGAAUGGGAAAACAGCGGAGGUUAAAGUAACAGGUGUCGAGGCAGGAGAUCUCGGAUGAUGUGUUUAAGGACACUCGUAAUUUUAAGUGUUGCACCACCAUGUUUUUCUUCCACUGUCACACAGCGCUGCUUCACUCGCCUCGUUUAAGUUGAGCGGGUUUGGUUUGGGACGGGUCAGGGCGGAGGAAGAACGUCCAGGACUGCGACAAAACUUGUUGAAAGUAUCGAAAAUCAGAUAUCGAAACUGGAGCAGGUAUCGAUACUAAAAAAGUCACAUUCGCAGGACAAAAAUGAACAUUCGUGAGUAGUUUUAGAAUGAUCUUGAGCUGUAUCAGAAGAGCACAGAGACUAGUACAUGUUGUAACAAUAAUCGAAAUAAUGUGAUAUCGUAUCUAGGGUUCUAAGAAGUUGCCGAUACAAUACAUACCUCGAUACAUAGGCCACGAUACGAUACAGUCAGCUUUCGGUUCGUUACGAUGUAUUUCAAAUCAAUUCGAUACGGUUAAAUGAAAAGAAAAUGGCAAAUUCAUGACUGUGAUACUAAAAGUCUUUGUUAAACCGCUUCUUGUGCAAAAUUAAUAUGAAACACAAACAUUUUAAUCAUCAAAAACUGUGAAAAUGUCAAAUGUGUCGCAUAAACGAGUUUCCUUCCACUAAACCAGGCAUGUCCAAACUAUGGACCGGGAGCCUAAUGACAAAACUAAUUUUUCUUGGCCCUCAGAGUUCCAGGUGAAUUGGCCCAAAUAACCUUGCAUCAGUUAAAAAGAUUUUUUUUUACUGCAGGUGUUUUGAAAAUCUACCUUGAUGAAUUUAAUAUUUAAUAUUUAGUGUGUGGUUUUAAGGAUCUUAGCAUGAAUAAAGUCUGAUGGCUCAUUCUAACGUGUUAAACAUGCACAUAUUUCAAUUAUUCACUGUAUUGAGCACCAGCCUCUGCUUUAUCUGUGUCUAGAUAUGUGGCCCUUGAUGAAAAAAGUUUGGACUCCCCUGCACUAAACAAGCAACAAAACUGUAGCUCUGUAACAAAAUAAUGUUGUAAAAUAUAAAAAAAAAUACUCCUACAUAAAACGAUACGAUAUAUCGAUAUUUCAAUAUUUUGCACAACCCUAAUCGUAUCGCCAAAACUCUCACAAUAAUAUCACAAUAAUGUCACAAUAUAUUGAAUUACAAGUAUUUAUAAAAGAGGAACUACACGGACCAUGAUCCUCUGCUUCAUUUCAGUGUUGAUUACAUGAUGAAAUCACUAUUAUUAAGCACUUUUAAAUCUUAAUUCAUUGGAUUAUGACUGUAAUAAUUCACACAAUUGAAGUCUUUUCAAGGAAUAUGAAAAGAGAAAAGGAUCGUAUUCACAAUUCUGUUAGCUUCUCCAAAAUGUUUGUAACGUGAGAUGCAUAUCGUGAAUAUAUCGUAACGUGAGAUUUGGAUAUUGUUACAUCCUUAUUAUGGAACCACUGAGGGAUUACACAGAUAUAAGACCACAAAUAUAACAUAUAAAAGAAAGUACUAUGAUUUAAUGCUCUAUUGUCUUAAGAAUCACCGCGGUAUCAGAAUCGGUAUUGAGUAUGACUGUGUAUCAUUAAGAAGUUGUUGAUACGAUACAUACCUCGAUACAUAGGCCACGAUACGAUACAUAUUUCGAGACGGUGAGCUUUCAAUUCAAUACGGUUCAAUUAAAAAUUAAAGACUAAAUGAUGUCUGUGAUACUAAAAGUCUUCGAUAAACCACUUCUUGUGCAAAAUGAAUAUAAAAUACGUCAAUUUUAAUCAUCAAAAACAGUGAAAAUGUCGAGUUUUAUUCCUCUGAACAAGCAACAAAACUGUAGCGCUGUAAGAAAAUAAAUUAGUGAAAUAAACCAAAAAAUACUCUUGGCAAUAGGGGUGUGCAAAAAUAUUGAAAUAUCGAUAUAUCGUAUCCUUUAAUGUGAUGAUACAGUAUCGAUAUCAUGGACUGCUGUAUCGAUAUAUCGCCAAGAGUGUUUUUUGGCAUAUUUUACUAAUUUUUUUUGUUACAGUGCUGCAGUUUUGUUGCUUGUUUAGAGAUUUUCACUGUUUUGAGGUUUAAAAUGUUUGUGUUUCAUAUAAUUUUUCACAAGAAGUGGUUUAACAAAGACUUUUAGUGUCACAGCCAUGAUUUAACCUUUAUUUUUUAUUGAACCGUAUCGGAUGUUUUGAUGAUUUGAAAUAUAUCGUAUGGAACCGAAAUCUCACUGUAUCAAGGUAUGUAUCGUAUCGAGGCCUUUGUAUCGUAUCGGCAACUUCUUAAUGAUACGCAGCCCUGCUUGGCGAUAUAUCGAUGCAGCAGCCCGCAAUAUCGAUACUGUAUCAUCAUUAAACGAUACGAUAAUACUAGAGGUGUGCAAAAAAAUCGAAAUAAAAUCAAGUAUCGAGCCUGUUCCUUAGUAUCGUGACAAGAGUAAAAGUAAGUAUAGUUAUUACAAUCCGUUAUCAGAUAUUUUUGUUAUUUUUAUCUUAAUAAUCACUCAAUAAAACUGUUCAUUUCCCCGUACUGUUCUGAUCUGACCCGAACCAAACCCGACUUACCUUGACCAGGCUUAAUUUAUCUACUUUUUCUGUUCAUUCUCCACUAAACACUACAGCGUGGAGGCUCCAUCAAACUGGGAACGCAUUUUGGAAUUAAUUUGACGAUUUUCUAAUUUCGCCCCUCUAAUGUUUGCUGUUGUUGAUCAUGUUUCGUGUUCAGAGUUAAAUGGUGAAACGUAGCCAGCGCUAAUUACCGUGUGUGCCAUUUUUAACCAACUAGUCUCGUUUAUUUCCCAGCACAUUGAACACAACUUUCUGUAUCAUCGUCCUCCUAUUAAACACCAUUACUGCUCUAGACAUAAUUUGAAAAAAGAUUGUAUUUUUAUGAGUCUAUUUAAAAAGAUUUGCGGUUGUGAUCGAUGCCUCCCGCGCAGUUUUAUUCACAUGCUUUUGUUGUGCUUGGAUAGUCACCAUAUUGUAAGGUCUCUGUUCCUUCACCCCCCAUCGCCCCCUGGCUUCAGUAUCUGUGUAUAACAGUCUGUUCUUAUGUACAAAAAUGAUAAUGUAAAAAAAGCUAGAGGAGAAUCGUGGAAAUAAAAGUAUGUGAAAAUAGUGUUUCUACA
Boleophthalmus pectinirostris (great blue-spotted mudskipper) is the source of this 7791-nucleotide messenger RNA. It is a transcript of the gene zzz3, whose product is annotated as zinc finger, ZZ-type containing 3. The transcript is spliced from 12 exons. Lineage: Eukaryota; Metazoa; Chordata; Actinopteri; Gobiiformes; Gobiidae. Gene Ontology annotation, molecular function: zinc ion binding. The record is from RefSeq and is a predicted model, not a curated record. The coding region runs from base 1424 to 4114 and encodes 896 amino acids.